CCCGAUACUGAUGUAACUUCCGAGUUGUUGUGAUCAGUCAGCAAAUCAGCGCGCUUCCCUGCCGGUGUGCCUCGCUGAUUGGAUGUAGGUGCUGUGUGGGCGGGGCCUGGACUGUUGCUAUGCUAGCUGCCGCCGGGUGGAAUAAGAUGGCGGCCUCGGAGCCGGGGUCCCGGGCUGGGGAGAUGCGCCAGGCCCGGCUACUGUGAGAGCAUGGAGGGGGCCGGCAGCAGCGCUGGCCUGUGGGAGCGGAGGAAGAGCCCGGGACACCCGGCUCGGGAGCAAUGUCCUGGGGUUAACAACAAGCCGUACGUGUGCGAGAGUGGCCACUGCUGCGGGGAGACCGGCUGCUGUACCUACUACUACGAGCUGUGGUGGUUCUGGCUCCUGUGGACUGUACUCAUCCUCCUGAGUUGUUGCUGUGCCUAUCGUCACCGUCGCGCCAAACUUCGCCUGCAACAUCAGCAAAGGCAGCGUGAGAUCAACCUUAUUGCGUACCAUCGUGCCUGCCACUAUCCUCCAUCUAUGCUAGACCUUAGGGUGUUGUCGUCCUUUAAGCUUCCAGCCUAUGAGGAGGUUGCAAACCGGCCCACAACCCCUCCUCCUCCAUACAGCUCCAUCCUUACCCAGCUGGGCCUGCCGUCUUCAUCACCCCCACCAGCCUCCCCUUCAGACCCUCCUUCCCUCACUCCCAGCUCUGAUCACUCCAGCACUUGCUCUUGUAGUUCCGGAUGCUUGCUGUCUCGAAGUAGCUCAUUCUCUGUCCAGGUGACAGAUGAGAUGGAGACCAGCCUGGGAAGUACAGCCAGUGAGGGAGGGAGCUGGGAACAGAGCCCAGAAGAGGAGGGGGCUUGUGGUAGUGACCAUACCCUUCACAAGCAUACAGCCUUUUCCUCCUACGUUGACAUUUUCGAUGGUCACCACUGCUGGGUCAUUGAGGAGGUUGAUGAAGAAGCUGAGGAAGAACAUUACAGACAGAGGAGAUUGACCGGGGACUCGGGGAUAGAGGUAUGUCUCUGCCAGGUGAACCGAGAUGAGGAUGGAGAAGACGCGGAACCGCUUCAUGACAAUCCAGACUGCGCACAACGGAGCAGGUCUGCAGAGACUCCGGUAGAAAAGGGAGACACUGAACCAAAUUCACCAGUCCAGCCAGUGUGAUGGAAGGAGCCUGGGAGGAGAGAGGUGUAAUCCAUCCAAUGAGGAAGCGGGGGGAAAGCAACAGAAUUACCUAAUUUCAAUGGAAGGGCUGAAUGAACCAGUCUAUGGGGGGUGCAGGGCAUAUGAACUACCCAGGUCAGCUGUAGAUAGGGGCGCUUAAAUUAGUCCAAAGGGAGGGGUAUGGGGUACAACUCAGUUUCACAGUCUAACCGUGGGGAGGAGCAUCUGCAUUUCCCAGUGGAAGAGAAGGCGUGAAGGGAGCACCGGAAGUAGCCGAUCAGGCCAUAUGAACUUCCCAGUUCAGCUGCACAUAGGACCAUUUGAGUCGCCCAGUCCAACCAAGACUCUGAAUGACCUGAUCCAUACAGUUCGUGUGAAUUGCCCAGUUCAUCAGAAGGAUCGGAGUAAUGGUUGGCGUGAGAGACUGGACCAGAGAAGAAGCUGAGACUGGACGGAAUAACACUUUGUCCCCUGGACAGAGCUCUGGCCACACCGGCGACUCACAGGAACUGUCAGAGAUGAACUCUGUGCUUUCAUUAGCUGGUGGUGUCUGGUGGCCCCUCGUCCCACCCUUGCGUGUCUGGGGCUUCUGCCGUCACUCCUUCAUUUGUUCUGCUUUGUAUGGCCAGUAACAGUGACAUAAACGCUUUCCGCGUGGUGGGAGUAUAUAUACCAUGGAGCGUGUGUUAGCACCAAAUAAAACCAUGUUUACAAUAAA
Messenger RNA from Pseudophryne corroboree (corroboree frog), 1873 nucleotides. It is a transcript of the gene WBP1, whose product is annotated as WW domain binding protein 1. Lineage: Eukaryota; Metazoa; Chordata; Amphibia; Anura; Myobatrachidae. The coding region runs from base 211 to 1155 and encodes 314 amino acids. The transcript is spliced from 4 exons. The record is from RefSeq and is a predicted model, not a curated record.